AUGGCUUCCAAAGUAAGGAUAAUAUAAAAUUUCCGGAUAAUUUCGAAAUUUAGGACGACCAGCAGCGCAAGAAGAAGGAGUCGAUUGUGGAAUUGGGCAGAUUUGUUGACAAGCGAGUUCGAGUCAAGUUUCAAGGAGGUAGAGAAGGUAUGAUAUUAUUUUAUGUUGUUCUUGGUGUUUAGAUCAAAGUCUAUGGAAUUCGGUAAAAAUUUGAAGCAUUUUGUGGUGGAUAAGCUGUGCCGAGGCUUUUUGAUGCCGCUGCCGAAAUUUUGGUUAAUGUUUAGCUUUUUUCUAUUCACUAACAGGCACAUUUUAAUUCAGAAACUUAUUAGUAUCUAAGACAAUAUCCACUUUCAGCAACGGGUAUUCUCAAAGGCUACGAUGCUCUUCUGAAUCUGGUGUUGGACGAUACCGUCGAAUUCCUGCGUGAUCCCGAGGAUAUGCUCCGAAUUACCGACGAAACUCGCCAUCUUGGACUUGUGGUUGCUCGUGGAACGGCCAUCACAGUUGUGGCGCCGAAUGAGGGUGUCGAGAACAUUGAAAACCCCUUCGUUCAGGAGUAA
Bursaphelenchus xylophilus (pine wood nematode) is the source of this 563-nucleotide messenger RNA. The record is from the annotation of a GenBank genome assembly. Lineage: Eukaryota; Metazoa; Nematoda; Chromadorea; Rhabditida; Aphelenchoididae.